Messenger RNA from Daldinia loculata, 948 nucleotides. RefSeq lists its product as uncharacterized. NCBI's taxonomy places the organism in Eukaryota, Fungi, Ascomycota, Sordariomycetes, Xylariales, Hypoxylaceae. The record is from RefSeq and is a predicted model, not a curated record. Gene Ontology annotation, cellular component: ribonuclease MRP complex. Gene Ontology annotation, molecular function: rRNA primary transcript binding. The coding region runs from base 1 to 948 and encodes 315 amino acids. Gene Ontology annotation, biological process: nuclear-transcribed mRNA catabolic process, RNase MRP-dependent; maturation of 5.8S rRNA from tricistronic rRNA transcript (SSU-rRNA, 5.8S rRNA, LSU-rRNA). The transcript has 2 exons.
AUGGUACCAGUCCCUGCACCGCCGAGCACCUCCGCCCUUCCCCUUCCCCUUCCCCUCCCCCCUUCCAUUCCGGCUUCCAAUCCCGCCCCCGCCCCCAACCCGGACAUCGACGGCAAUGGCUACCAAGACGCGCUAGACAGGCUUCAGCCCCUGCAGCCCGUCCUCCGGGGCUUCAACCACCGCAACCGGAACCAGCACCGCCGCGCCGCCUGGUGGGCUCCCUUCGGCAUGCUGCGGCGCCACGUCGAGAGAGUAGUCGAUGAACUACUCGAGGCUGCCGAUGCCGUUGCCGCUGCCGCUGCCGCUGCCGCUGCUGCCAAGUCGAAGAGCAAGAAGCGGCGGCGUGACGAUGGCGGCGGCGGCGGCGGCGUGGAAAGGAAGGUAAGGGGUCACGUGGAGUGGUUGAGGGACAUCUUAGUUCCAAAGUGCUACUUGGCCUUCUCGCAACUAACAGCGGACAACCAAUUCGCAACGCUAGGCGUAGUGCUGCUCAGCGCGUUAGCCCAGGUCAACGCCGCCUGCGUGCAUCUAGUAGGCGAAGCAGCGGAGGUAAGCCGUGACGAAACUAGCAUAUCCGUCGCGGAUAAGCCUAUAGAUAGCGGUGCCGCUGCGGUGCGCCUAAAAGAACCCAGCGUCCGAGGAGCUAAGGAGCCGCCCUCCCGGCUCAUCUUGACCGAGACGCCCGGCGAGCGCGGGGGCUCGGUAAUCUCGCGGGACGAGGUCGCGCGGGCUGCGAAGCUGCGGAGGAAGAACGUACAGGUCGGAUCUUCUGAUAUACCUAGUAAUGCGAAGCGGGGUCAGGACCACGGCAAUGGCGCCGGGGUUGUAGAGAAACAGCAGGAUAUAUCUUCGAAGACGAAGACUAAGGAGGGUGUAAGACUCGCGAAGAAAAAGAAGACCAAGAAAGGCGGCGACGAGUUCGAUAAUCUAUUCAAGGGCCUAUUUUAA